This is a messenger RNA of Malurus melanocephalus (red-backed fairy wren), 5756 nucleotides long. It is a transcript of the gene SH2D4A, whose product is annotated as SH2 domain containing 4A. The record is from RefSeq and is a predicted model, not a curated record. Gene Ontology annotation, cellular component: cytoplasm. Lineage: Eukaryota; Metazoa; Chordata; Aves; Passeriformes; Maluridae. The transcript is spliced from 9 exons. The coding region runs from base 487 to 1845 and encodes 452 amino acids. Gene Ontology annotation, molecular function: phosphatase binding.
CUGUUUGGAAGGAGGAGGAGUCAUCUAGUCAUGGGUUCAUUGAUUCCCUGCCCAGCAGGAAUGUUUGCUUGGCACAGCCAAGCCGCACCUCCGAUGACUAACAGGCAGUGCUCUCUCUCUUUGAUAUACUAUCAGCUGGGUUUAUCGGAGUAUCAACACAACCUCCCCCUUCCAAGCCUCGCCUCUUCUGGCCAGCUCUCCCUGCAGAGCAGGCAGGGGCUGCAUGAGAGCUGAGCUCACCUCUUAUUCCAAGAAAUCUUAACAGCAGGUUUUAAGCUACUUAUUUACUUUUUUUGGUCUGUGCAGGAAGUCUGAGCUAAAAAAAAAAAAAAAAAAAAAAAGAGAGACAGACGUAUAAUUGCUCUGGCACGCCUGCAUUCCUACUUCAGGCUCUGACAGGCAGGGACUCUUUCUUGUUGGAGCCAGGAAGAGGAUCUGAUCCUAGAAGAUCAACACCACGAGCGUCCGUAAGUGAAACCUGCAGCCAUGCUGAAACAGAUAUUAUCAGACAUGUACAUUGAUCCGGAGCUGCUGGCAGAACUCAGCGAGGAGCAGAAGCAGAUCCUCUUCUUCAAGAUGAGGCAGGAACAGAUCAGACGGUGGGAGGAAAGAGAAGCUGCUGCAGACAAGAUUUCAGAAAAAAAACCCCCGCCAAGAAAAGCCAACGGGAAGUCAGUGACAUGGAAACUCGGUGCUGACAACGAUGUGUGGGUCUGGGUGAUGGGCGAGCAUCCUUCAGAUAAAUCCUAUSAAGCCAUCUGUGAAGAGAUCCAGGCACAAAGAGCAAAGCGCUUAGCGGAAGAGCRAGGCAAGGAGGGCAGAGAGAUUGACUCUUCUACAACAUCGUCUCUACACCCACAACCAGGACUUCUGGUUGAGACAGAUCUUCAUGGGAAUAAAAAAAACACUGUGGAGAAAAAGGAGGAAUAUGGGAGAAAAAUGAAUGAUAUUACGACAGGAAAAACCCAGGAGCUCACAAAGAGGGGAACCAGAGAUGUUCACCAGAUGCUGGCUGAUUGCUAUGUGAGGAAGCAUAGCUUCCAACAGAUGAAGGAAGCACAGAGGAGAAAUCCAGAAGAGAUCACAGCCCCCCCAAAGCCAAUAUCACAAAGCCACUCCAGCACUCCAGAGAGCCAGAGGAYGCUGCAGAAAUCGGAUGAAAAUGAGCCUGAAUGGCAGGAAUUCUUGCGUAAAUCCAAGGCAGCAGAUGAGAAGAGACGCUCCCUUGCACGGCAAGCCAGAGAYGACUACAGGAGGCUUUCACUGCAGGGCAUCCACAGAGGGAAACGGGCAGAUAUUUCCAAGGCUGCCACAGAAGGAAAUCGGCGACCACUCCAGUAUCCACCUCUCCCCCCAAAGCCUAAACUUCCACCUCCUCCAACAGCAAAUGGGAGAGUGAUUAGGAAAGAGGGAAUCCACAGGACAAUCUCCAAUUCCACUGAAGAAAGUAUCAAGUGGUUCAAAGAGGAGCAAUUCCCUCUCCGAGCUGGCUAUCUGAAAACCACAGACACAAUAGCACCUUGGUUCCAUGGUAUCCUAACCUCUAAGAAAGCAGAGGAGCUUCUKAAUAAAACAGUACCAGGGAGUUUUCUGAUCCGGGUCAGUGAGAAAAUCAAAGGCUAUGUGCUCUCAUAUCGGUCUGCGGAAGGAUGUAAACAUUUCCUCAUUGAUGCCUCCACUGAUUCCUACAGCUUCCUUGGAGUGGACCAGCUGCAACAUUCAACACUGGCAGACCUUGUAGACUACCACAAGGAGGAACCCAUCACUUCCCUGGGGAAGGAGCUGUUGCUUUACCCAUGUGGCCAAGAGGAUCAAGAGCCAGAUUACAUCUCUCUCUUUGAGUGAACCUCCCCACCUCGCUGGGCAGUCCCAGGCUUGUAUUCACAAAAAUUGAACUUGGAACUAGAGCUGCUGAUACAUACCUGAAACCAUAAGUGCCUCUGUUUUAUAUCCUUCACAACGAAGCAAUAGGAGGAUAAGAAACGUUUAUCGUAUCAACUGAGCUAAAGGAUGCAUCAGCCCAGCAAGCUGCAAAACACCUGGAUAUAUCUUGCACAAUGGAGUGAAUGAGUUGAAAAAGUAAUCAGUUAAACAGGGAGAUACUGCCAUGGAUUUUCAGUGGGUCUUUGCAGGUUUCUUGGGGGACUUCUGUAUUCAAGCUGCCUUUUGUUCUUGAAUGCAAGGUUGUGUGCCAUCUGGGAAAUAGAUUAGUACCUACAGUUGCAUGAGAUUAUACCUUCCUGAAGGCACAAAACGACUUGGGGAGGUGAAGCGAUCUUGAUAUGUAAUUUGCAUAAUGUGAAAUUUAAUUCUAUGAAAUGCUGUGUCCUUGGUAUGAAGGAUGUUCAAGCCAAACAUCCAAGCAAACCUUGAGUGCCUUUCAGUGAAAGCUGCUCUCUGUGACAAAAGAUUUCCAUGAGGAGUAUAUUUUUUAAACUCCUUUAGCCUCUGAAUAUAGAUCCUCACUCUUUUAACYAGUAUUUAACUGCCACACAGGCCUUUCUGCAUUGAGAGGGAUUAUCCUUUUCAAAGGGAAAGAAGGGACAGAGGCAUUUGUACGAAUGACUACCACAUGUAUASAGUCCAAAAAUGUAAGAAGGAGCACCUAUAUCAGUAUUAAUACAGUUUACAGAAGAGUUUUUGCCAGUAAAGAAUGAUAUUUUCCAAAAUGGAGCUAUUUAGUGCAAGUUGUGUCCCGAUUACUGAGAUGCAUCUGGUGUACACUUCAUCAUAGAAUUUUUCCUUCAACAUAAUGUUCUCCAUUCUUAUCUGUUACAAUGCUCUUUAAAUACAUCAUUCAGAAGRCUGGGGGAGAGGCUGCACAGAAUCAUGUAACAAGUUAGUCCUCAUCCAGGUUCCCUCAUGUUGUUGCACGUGCCAAACUCUGCAGCUGAGGGUUGUGGUGUGAAUCUGCAAACAUUAUUUGUUAGAGGCACGAUCCUCAAAUAGUGAACAAGAAUUGAUCUUGUUUCAGUUGUUUAYGUGUUUUUACUUGUUCCCUUUUUGCUGUUAAAGCAGGGCUACUCUGCUUAACUUGAAAAAGCAGUCAAAACUUUUAGUCUUAUAUUAAUUAGUUUUGCAGAAUAUGGAUUUAAAAGAAUUGUGGUCAUCUAGUCUUAAAAUUUACAGCUAUGCUGACAGGAGGUUUCCAUUCCAGGAAAGAGGGGAUAACUGCACUCCAGUUACAGCAGGUGUCACUUACUAGAAAUAAAGCCUUAAUGUAAACUGAGAUCCUUUAUGUAAUGACACUCUACCUCAAAUGGCUUAAUAGUCAUCUUGAGCAAUAUAUCACAUGCAUGAAAGAGAUAAUUUCAAUAUAACCUGCAUCAAUCAUAAGACAGGGUGUUAGAUUAUUUGUAAGGGAGGAAACAUCCCUCCUUCCUUCUUUAUGAAUGUCUUCUUUUAAAAAUAUGGUCAAAAUKAAAGUUCCCUCAAAAAAGCAUCUAUUUUCAUAUGAAGAAUAUGCCAUAGCUGAUAUCCUGCUGGAGACAAACUGUGAAAUGUUUUGCAGACCUAUGAGCUGGUAAAGACGAGGAAAAAGUAUCCUCUAAAAAGACAUUUUGAGAGGCAGUGUUAACUUGCAAAAUAAGAUACAGGCUGAUCUGGCAUGGACAUAGCAGGACUUAAUUUUAGCUCUAAGAUUUUUAGUAAAACUCCUCAGAGUCUGACCUGCUGACAAGUGGACCAGUAGAUUAAUUGCCUUUAUAUUAAGCUACUUAUCUGUAAAUGUUGUCUCAGUACAGCCCAGGGAAAACCACUAUCCCGAUUCACAUCUAUCCCACAUGUUUUAGUGUCAUGCUUCAGUUUUUCAAAGACUCAGUUUUCUGCUGUGAGGCAAGGAGCAUAAAGUUUUGUACCUACACAUUUAGAUUACUGCACUGACCUUGCUAGAACAGAUGCCCUCAAGACUAGCUCUUGUAUUGCUCCAAAAUCUUUUACCCUGAAAGUCUGUGGAGCAAGGACAUCUUGCAGCAUUUGGGAAACAAGGGUGAGGACAUGUCUUUGGGAGUUUUUCUGUMGAAUAUUUCUUUCUUCAAAGGAUGCUAUGCAAGGAUUACAAGAGUAGUCAACAAUUUGAAAAUUGCUUGCUGGAGAGAUCAUGAGUCCUGGAGUAUCAUGGAAAUUUAUUUUGCUUGAUGCCUUUAGCCACAGUAUGCUGCAGUCAUCAAAAAGUAAAGCAAAGAGACCCUGGAUGGCCUCAUCAUCUGCACAGAGCCAUCUCUAGUCCCUCCUCAACCAAGAUCCAACCAAUUGUCAUUCUGAGAAAGAUCCCAAGCUGGUUUGGGGACAAGGAAGGUAGWGACCCUCAUAACAAAAUCUACUGUUCUGUUGGCUCCUCUCUUUGGAUUUCAUCUUUUUCUAAUUGGGCUGGAAAACCUGUUAGAGCUCCAAUUGGCUCACAGAAUUGCAGGUAACAUGAGCUUCUCUUUCUCAUGCUGUUCUUCACAUUUCCUGUCAGUGCAGUCUCCGCCUCUAAGAAAGCUCUGCCAGUUCUCUGCUGUGAUUAGAUUGCCCUGCGCAUCACAGAUGUGGCCAGUGACUGUGGGCUGGAUGUCUCCAUCACUKAUACUGUCCCAGCUCUUGCCAAACCGGCUUUUGCAGCCAAGGAACAGAAGCUGCAUAGACAGUGUUAUUCCUGGCAAGAGGAAUAGCAUCAUCUUUGUGGAGAAGGACAGAGGAAAAGGACAGGACAAAAAUCACAAGCGUGCUAUUUAAAAACAUAAGUUGUGAAACUCUGACAGGAUCUGGAUGAUGUGCUUGCAAAGGUACCCCAAGUAAUGAAGUGUUGAAUUUACAACUGCCCAGUACUUAGAACUGGAGACUGAUAGAAGUUUAAAGGGRCCUCUGGAGAUUAUCUGGUCUAGUCCUGCUCUACAAGUGUGGCUCAGGAAAGACUGGAAAGAAACAUCAUGGAAAUAGUUAAGGCAAGGCUUGAGGUAGGCUAUGAUUACAAAACUUCCAUAGCAUACAAAACCCAGUUUUAAAUGAAGGUUAAGGGGACUAUGGGAACAACUUUUGCCUUGGAGGAGUUCAGUUAUCAAACUUUCAUAUGCACUCAACAAGCCACACCUGUCUCCUAUUGCAUAAUAUUUGUAAAAUUACUUCAUCAAAACAAAGCACUUUAUAAAUAAUUUAUCUUGUGUUCUGGGAACAAAAGAGUUCUUUGGAGGAUCUACUCAAGUGAUUGCUGAAGUUCCUAUGGUAAGUGAUGUAUUUUAGGAUUGAGGUUUUAAAGUAUACAGAGUUUCCACUCUUUUUGUACUUUUGCAGUGUUUUGGACACUUGGUGAUUUGCAGGGCAAGUGCAAUGCAGAUGAUUUGCGCCAACAAAAGACAAACACUUGUAAMUGUGUCCGAGGAAAAGGUACUUACAGCAUCAUAGUCUCUGCAGAUCCUGCAUGCAGUGCUUUCAAAAGAGGUUCAUUGUGCUCCUCCUACUGCACAGCACCACAACWAAGAGUGGUUCAUUCAUUGUUCAGUGCUACCUUUCAUAUUUCUUUCCCCASCUUUUACAAGCCAAGAAACAAAUUAGAAUCUGGUUCAGACUGUCUUGAAUUAAUCUUGAGCUAUAAAACAAAAAUACUGUUCAGAGGUACAGCAUUUAGGUAAGCAAAUGGGAUUUCUGAGCCCAUGCAGUUUUUGUUGGUUGGUAUAUAUUAAAAUGAUCAAUGGUUGUGAGCAUUAAAAGAAAAUGCCUUAUAAGAGCAGUAACUCAGACUUUCAACAGUUUUACGCAAUUGCAAAAAAAMCCCAAAC